This is a messenger RNA of Cyprinodon variegatus (sheepshead minnow), 516 nucleotides long. It is a transcript of the gene rplp2a, whose product is annotated as ribosomal protein, large, P2. Gene Ontology annotation, biological process: cytoplasmic translational elongation. The transcript is spliced from 5 exons. Gene Ontology annotation, molecular function: structural constituent of ribosome. The coding region runs from base 119 to 466 and encodes 115 amino acids. The record is from RefSeq and is a predicted model, not a curated record. Gene Ontology annotation, cellular component: cytosolic large ribosomal subunit; ribosome. NCBI's taxonomy places the organism in Eukaryota, Metazoa, Chordata, Actinopteri, Cyprinodontiformes, Cyprinodontidae.
CACGAAACAACCAAUGAAAUUCACAGAUCACAUCCUUUUUCAACUUCCGGUCUCAUCAAUCAGCCUCUUCCGGAUUUCUUGGCGUGACCGACGUUUCGUGUCUGUUUAGACUUAAAAAAUGCGUUACGUGGCCGCUUACCUGCUCGCUGUUCUGGGUGGAAACACCAGCCCCUCCUCAAAAGACAUCAAGGAGAUCCUGAGCAGUGUGGGAAUUGAGGCCGAUGAUGAACGCUUGAAUAAAGUCAUUAGUGAGCUGAAUGGGAAAGACAUCAACGAAGUCAUGAAUUCAGGCCUCUCCAAGUUAGCCUCUGUACCAGCAGGUGGUGCUGUUGCGGCACCAGCAGCUGCUGGUGGUGGAGCUGCUGGAGGUGGUGGUGCACCUGCUGCUGCGGAAGAAAAAAAGGAAGAGAAGAAAGAGGAAUCUGAGGAGUCAGACGAAGACAUGGGCUUUGGACUCUUUGAUUAAUCUUGCUUCUCUGUCUAUAAAAAGCAAUAAAAAUGUAAAAGGUUUCCACA